AUGUUUGAACCUUGCGCGAAACGAGUAUUUGAUGAACAAGAAAGAGUACAAAAGAAGACUUUCGUCAACUGGAUUAAUUCACAUUUGUCAAAGCGCAUCCCGCCACUGCGUAUAGACGACCUGAUCUAUGACCUACGCGAUGGCACCAAGCUGCUGGCGCUGCUUGAAGUGCUGUCAGGCGAGAAGUUGCCCAUGGAGCGAGGACGGGUGCUCCGCAGACCGCACUUCCUUUCCAACGCGAACACGGCGCUUCGGUUCCUUGCCGGCAAGCGCAUCAAGCUGGUCAACAUCAACGCUGCAGACUUAGUAGACGGCAGACCCGCAGUCGUCCUAGGUCUCAUCUGGACCAUUAUCCUGUACUUCCAGAUCGAGGAGAACAGCCGAGCUCUCGAGUACCUCGGAGGCUCGAGGUGCGCUUCAGUCAUGUCCCAGGAGUCAGGCGCCGCCACGCCCACUCACAGAACCGAAGACAGAUGGAAGCAAGGCGCCAAGAAGACGCUACUGCAAUGGGUAGCAAACGCAUUACCUAAGGACUCCACCAUCCAAGUGACAGACUUUGGCCCGUCAUGGCGAGACGGUGUUGCGUUCCUCGCUAUAAUUGACGCGAUCAAGGCUAACCUGAUCAACUUGGCCGAGAUGAAGAGGAAAACCAACAGACAGCGUUUAGAACAUGCCUUCGACGUUGCGGAGAGUGAACUUGGCAUCGCUCGGCUCUUGGACGCCGAGGAUGUGGAUGUGGACAAACCUGACGAAAGAUCGAUUAUGACUUAUGUUGCUCAGUUCCUACACAAAUAUCCGGAACCUAAGACGACAGGACCGGAUGCCGUCGCGGCUGUCCAGGAGGAAUACGAAUCGCUCAGGAUGUGGCUGACGGAACGUGUCUCUAUAGUCCAAAGACAAUACGACACGCGGACCCUAUCACGGAACUACGAGGACUAUGUCCGUGCCGAAAACGAGCGGCUUGCUAGAGAGCCAAUAUAUCAGAAACUCGAGAAGCUCAUGUAUACGCAGAGCUUGGUAGCCAUAGCACCGAAGUCGUGGCGAGAGCUCGUGUCUCUCUGGAUCGAACUGGAGAGACUUCACAGAAGAUGGCUGUGGCUUUUGGACUCAGAAUUGCCCGGCGAUUUCAGAAUGGUCGGCGAAUGGUUAGCGAGAGCCGAAUACCUUUUAUACUUUGACGAAAUCCCUAACGAUUUAGAUGAGCGGACUGCCGCUUUAAUUAGUGAGAAAUUAGAAGAGCACACAUCUUUCUUCGCCGACCUUCCUAAUGUCGCCGACAGGUUCGAAGCGGCAUUACGAUCACCUGAUGCCUCUAGAAUUCCUGCUGAAAGGUUGCAAGAAAUGAAAGAGCGUUUAGAAACUGUUAAUCGAAGAGCUCCGCAGAGAAAAGCGAGAUUAAAAUAUUUAGAACACAAAUGUUGUAUCGUGGCUUUCACAGAACUGACUAAAGCGAAGUUAGCCACUUGGACCGCGAAAUGCGGUAGAGUAGAACACGUUCGUGCCUUAUUAGAUGACUACGAUAAUUUCGUAACUAAAAACAAGAUUUUCCAAGAAUUUGAUAAAGCGUAUGUUGAUAUUAAGCAAGUAGCAGAAGAAUAUAAGAGAGUAUGUGAAGUAGAUAGAACUGAAGCGAGAGAAAUCGAUUCGUUCCUAAGAGAAGUUUCGGAGACUUGGCGAAGGGUGGCCUCUGAUGUUAGGUGCGCGCGAAGUGUCCUUGAGGAAGUCAUUGCUCAUUGGGAGAGAUGGACGACUUUAGUUGAUCAGUUUACUACUUGGCUGGACAAAGCACAACAUAUGUUAAGAGUAUCUGAAGACGAGGGCUUAGAGUUCUUCCACGACCUUACCGUUUGGAAAGAGAAACAUCAGCUUUUGGGUGACGCAGCUGGAUUCCUUGCCGCUACAUGUUCUGAUGAAAUAAGUUCCGAGAUUAAGAGAAAGUACGUGGAGAUCACAGAACGUUGGGAACGUGUUUGGGAAGAGGCUGAGCGGUAUGUACGUGGAGGAGACGCUCUCCGUCACCGCCGCGAGUUGGCAUCUGGAAUCCAGACGCUGGACAACUGGCUAUCAGCCGCGGAGAACCUGCUGUCAAGGCAACCGCGGGCAAACACCACGGACAUACAAAACUAUAUCGAGCAGCUGCUGCAACUCAAUUCAGAAAUUGAACAUCAUGAAGAACUGUUUAAAACUAUUAGCAGAACCUUCCAAAACGCGAUCGCGGAUCUACCCCGCGAUGAGGUUGAGUCCAAUAUGACUAAGCUCAAACAACAGAAAGAGAUGUUGGUCAGAGUUCGAGCCACUGUUCCUGUCAAGCUACAUCAGUACAGACAACUACUGGUACAGCACGAGUCGCUAGAAAGCGGACAGAAGGAAAUCGGGCAGUGGCUGGAUAAGGCCGACGAAUUAUUGAGAACCACUACUGAAACAAGGCGCGAGGUAAUUGAAGAACGCUAUGAAAUUCACCGUACAUUCUUUUCGCGCACUACCUACUACCGUUCAAUGUUGGAGAGCAAGAAUAAAGUCUUCCAGAACAUUGUCAAAGCAGCCGAUGCAGACCGCAGUGCCGAUGUUACAGACCAAGUUCGUUUAAUGAAAGAUCUAAACGAUAGAUUUGCACAUGUCUCAUCGGAAGCUAUGCGUCAUGAAUCAGAAUUGCAACGGCUUGUAAGAGCCUGGGAUGAGUUUGAGACAAAGAAACGUGCUGUGGAAGAAUGGGCAUCACGAGCAGAAGCUCUUUUGUCAGAUAACAGAGUAGAUUCAAAACAGGCUGUUGAUUUCCAUAAAAGAUUCUUCCAAGAAGCUGACGGAAGGGCUGUUUCCGAGUUAGUGACGUCUGGAAGAGAGCUUAUUGAGCUAGUGAAUGCUGAGGAUCGACCCCAUAUUGUAAAGACCGUUGAAGACUUACAGCGUCGCUGGAAGGAACUUUUAGACUGUGCACCUCCACAUCUUAUGCGUUUGGAGUUCCGCCUUGAUGAGGCUGUCUUCCAUCACUGCAUCAAAGAUAUUGAGAAGGAACUUGUUUAUGAGGAACAGGCCUAUAAUCAAAGUGACGAUGCCGACGGCAUUCUUAUCAGAAACGAGGAGUAUUUCCGUAACCAAGGAAAGAUUAUGCAAGUGGAGCACUGCCUUCAGAAUUUAAAGAAAAUAUCUACAAGUUACACACAGCAGACUGGUGACAGGACACUUGAUGAAGCAGUCCGAAAAUGUGAACAGCAAUGGGAAUCCACGGUUCACAGAGUUGAACACUUCAGACAACUGUUGCAAAGAAUCCCAGCCAAAUGGGAUGCCUACCGGGAAAAGUUCCGGGAGAUGGAGAAAUGGAUGGACCAUGUAGAUAGAACUAUGGAUAGCAUAGUAAGAGAAGUUGACUCGGCUGAAGCUUUUGAAAGGGAAAAGACUAUAUUCCAGAAUAUUUGCCGUGAAGCCGAUAGAAAAAGGGAGGACAUGAAAUGGUUAGUCCAAACAUUAGACAUGUUAACACAUCAUUGUUCAGAAAUGGAAGCACAAGAUGAACAAAUAAAACUUGAAAACCUUAUUCAAAGGCGUGAAGUACAUGAGGUAAUAUGCAUAUUAGAAAGCGCAAAAGAACAAGCCAUGGUUGAGCCAGAACCUCAAUCUUUACAACAGGUUGAACAGUUGGUUCUUGAGCAACAAGCUGCUGUUCAAAAACUUGACCGCCAUCGGCCUUCUGUUAUGUCAAUGUUACAACGAGGUAAGGAACUCAUUAAAGACGCUAAUGCUCCCGCCUUUGUAAGGGAUGACGUCCGAAAUCUGGAAACUGGUUGGAAUACAGCAUAUGAGACUUCAACAGACCGUCUUCAUAAGCUACGCGAUACGCAAAAGGUUUGGUCUAAUUAUGAAUACCAAAAGGAGGAAUUAUUGUCAGAUAUUGACAAAAUUGAGAAUUACGUUGCGCAUCCAGGCUUAGAAUUGGGAGUAACUAAUGUAAGUCGUGAGCUUCACGAGACUAAAGUAAUAAAUGAAGAUUUGGAAAGAGCUAAACGAGAACGAUUACCACAGCUACAGCAAGCUUAUGCUGAACUACAGUCACUUACAGCCAAUAAGCCGAAACCUGUUAUUGAAAAAGACUUGCAAACUAUUGAACAAAAAUUGGAUAAAGUUCAAGAUGAAGUUCAUACCAAAGUCGAGCAUUUGGAGAGAUUUAAUGAAGAGUGGGUAAAAAUCGAGCGUAAAUUGGAACAUGUACGCGAAUGGAUUAAAAAGGAAAGUCCGGCUUUAAUUUCUCAGAUACGGUCUGAGAAUAUCACACCUGAAGAGAGGGUUGAGAAAUCGCAAGGUUUGCAGAAAAUAGUUGCUGAAAAAUUAGACAUUAUUAAAAAUGUUGCAGACCAAGGAAACAAGUUAGCUAUUGAACAUCGCAUACAUGACGCUAACAGGUUAAAAGGUGAAGUUGCAUUAUUAGAAAAAAUGAUGGCGGACCUUCAAAGAUCUGCGGAACAUCAGACCAAAGUUGUAGAACAUGAUCUUGCUAGUUGGCAGAAAUAUCAAAAAGGUGUUGCUGAAAUUAAGCCCUGGAUUGAAGAUGCAGAAAUUAAAUUGGCCAAUGUUCCUAAACCGACAACAUUACCAGAAGCUCAGCAGUUACAACAACACUCGCGGGCUUUGAUCACUGAUUGUGAAAAACAGUUGAUGAAUUUGCAAAUUCUGUCCAGUGUCAGUCAUCAGUUAUCUGGAAAAACUAGCGCUCCUGAUGAAGUAGAUGCCAUUCAUUCUAGAUGGGCAGUUGUUCAUGAUCAAGCUGAUCAAUGGAACAACAAAUUAGAGAAGCUCAUUACUAAUUGGGAAAACUUUGAGCGAGAAGCAGAAAAGCUUGAAAGUUGGAUUGAAAGCGGUGAAAAACUUCUAAGUAGUCGUAAUGUAACCGUCGAAUCACCGCAAGUUGAGAAAUUAGAUAGAGAAUUAAAUAAACUUAAAUCAUUUGGCAAUGAAAUUUCACAGCAGCAGGCAAAGAUAAUUACGUUAUCUCAAACGUGUGAUAAUAUAUGUCAUAGUGUACAGCCAGAAGGUGCUACUCUAUUAAAAAAUAAAGUAUCCGACAUUAAGGAUAGAACGAACGCUCUCGCUGAAACUGUUAGGGCCAAAAUAAAUGAGCUGUCGAAUAAAAUAAUUGUCCGACAGGAAUUCAUGACUAAACUUCAUAACUUCGACAACUGGAUUAAUGACUUUAAAAGGAAGGCUGAAAGCUUUGAUCAAAUAGGUGCAGAUAGAGUGGAACACUCGUUACAAUCUAUGCAUGUUUUGCUUCAAGAACAUGCAGCUAAAGCACCCGAGUUCGCUGAUAUUUACAAUGAAGUGAAAAAUAUGACGCUUACAUCUCAUCCAGACGAAUCACGAACUUUAAGUGACACUUAUACAAACAUCGCUCAGCAUUAUCAGUUCCUUGAAUCAGAUAUCCAACAAAAUAAAGCAAUACUGAAGAAAUGGUCCGAUUUACUUAACUGGUUUGAAGAUACUAAACAACAAUUAGCUCACAUUCAAUAUCAAAUCGAUGGACCUAAACUUACACCAGAAAGUUAUGAAGUGUUGCGCCAGGAGCUUGUUAAUAUUAUUACAAAAGUGCCUGAAUGGAAGAGUAAUGUUGUUCUACUUGAUGGACCAUCCAAAGUCAAAGUAACUGAUCAAAACACUGGUAGAAUAAUUUCACCUACAAGCUUAGUUAAAGAAAUUGAAAUGAAGGCUGAGACUUCAUUAAAUCAAGUCACAGCUAAAAGAGAUUUGGUUCAAAAGGUUGGUGCUAGAUGGGAUAAGUUUAACUUACAACACAAAGCAGUGUCUGAAGUCUUACACAACGUUCAGGUGACUUUGAAUGAAAUGGUUCAAAAACCUGUCCUACUGACUGAAGUUGCAAUUCAAGACUUAUCAGAACAAUUAGAUAAAUUGGAUACGGAACUUAAAGAAAAACAGUCUAUAAGGAAAGAACUACGAGAAGAGGGCUUACAUUUAAUGAGAGAGGAUCAACCUAACAUGGGAACAAUCCAGAAUUCACUAUCCGCAGCUGACAACAAUUGGGAUCAAGUGGUUAAUUCUGUUCGUGAUACUAAAAACAAAUAUAUUUUACUAUCGUCUACAUUGCAAGAGUUGAAGAAUUUUACUGUUGCGUUUGACCGAGAAUUAAAUAAAGCUCAACAACUACAUAAUGAAUGCAAAGAUGCUCCGAAUGAUUAUGUGCAAACCGCCCAGGCAUUAGAUAAAGCUAGAAAAUCAUAUGAAAUUCUUAAACGAUCUAAAGGUUUGUUAGAUCAAAUGGACGUCAUUAAGCAAUCUGUACUAAAACAAGCAUCAACAUUAGGAGGAUUUGACACGAGUCCUUUAGAAAAUGCAUUCUUAGAAUCUCAGACACUUUGGGAAAAAGAAAAUGAUGCCAUUAUUAAGAGAAUUCAAGAUUUGGAAUCCCAACUUCUAGUCUGGCGCCAGAUUGAUGACACGAAGAAUCAAAUAGUUACCUGGUUAAGUGAAACGGGGCAAAAUUUAUCGAAUGCCUGUGAUAAUUUGGAAAUAAGAUUCGGACAAAAUCAUCUUACAAAUUAUAAGGAAGAGUUGCCAAUAUACACUGGGCUUAAGAAUAGUAUAAAAGCUAAAUGUGAACAGAUUACUAACCUUAAUAAAAAUAUUCCUAUGGGACAAGUUUCUUCUAUAAUUGAAUAUCUAGAUAAAGAAUUUGAAGCAUUGCAAACGUUAGCUGAUAACUUGGAAAGCGCAGUUUCGUCUUUAGAGUCUAAAGAGAACAAAUUAAAAGAUAAUAUUAAACGUCUUUCUGAUGGUGUUAGCAAAAUCAGAGACGAUAUUAUUAAAUGUGACGAUAUGUCUGGAGAUAAUGCUAAGAUAUUAGACCGCUUAAAGAAAUGUCAAGCUUGCAAAACUGAGCUACAAAAUCUAAGUGAUGAGAUUGAUAACCUCUCUCAAAAUGUUUCUGAAAUGAACGCAAACUAUCCAGGAUUCUAUGAAUCAUUGGUUCCAAAAGAACUUAAUACAUUACAAAAAAGAUUUGAAAGUGUAACAGUACAUGCUAAUAAAACCGAGAUAACUCUUUUGACUUUCUUACAAAAACUCUUUACCGAUAAACUCAGUAUGUUUAAUAGAAAUUUAAAGAUUUUAGAUGAUAAGACAAGAUGGUGUGUACCGGAUGUGUCAAGUGAUAAAUAUAACUUAGAAGUCAAAGCUGCUGCUCUUGCCGAUGUUGAGAAUGGCAUCGCUGAUUGUAAUCAAAAGGUGAAGGAAUUAAAGGAGGCUUGUGAAAUACUGCGUGUUGUCGCUGAACCUGCAACUACUCAAGAAGCAGCAGUCCAAACAGAGAAAGCCCAAAAGAAUCUAAAUGUUUUGACAGCAAACUAUGAAGAAAUAAAAAAUAGACUGCAAGGAAAUAUUGAAGCUUGGCAAGAAUAUGAAACAUUAUUAGAAAAUGUUUCAUUGUGGUUGAGAGAGAAGGAAAAUCAAAUAAGACAAGAAUCCGCUAAUCUACACGAUAUGAAUGCAAUUAAAGAUAAAAUUAUUGAAAUCGAAGAACUUAAUAACGAUAUUAAAAAAUACGGAGAAGAAAUUACUAAACUAACAGCUAUUGGCGACAAGAUAUUAUCCUGCAAUCCUGAAUCACGCGUACUGCAACAUAUUAAUCACCUAGUAAGCAGAUAUCAGACUGUAAGUAAGUUCAUGGAUAACCAUCUAAGUAGACUGAAAGACCUUCAGAACAAUAAAGGAACAUAUGACAAAUCAAUCAUGGAGUUUAAAAAUUGGCUUGAAGAUGCUAAUUCAAAGAUCGCAGACUUAGCUGCAAUGAGUAAGCACGCUAAGCCAUCUGCCGCUGAUUUAGCACAAGUGAAAAAACUUAGCGAAAACAAAGAAAUGGGUCAAAAAUUGCUAAAUAAUGCUAUCGAAUCUGGUGAAGCCUUAUUCAGUGGAAUUAAUCCAGAAGGACGUGAACAAGUGAGAAAUGAACUAAGAGCUUUAAGAGAUUAUUUUGAAGAUUCUGUCGAUUCAUUGAAUAACGUUAUUAAAGAUAUUGAAACAACUAUAAACAAAAGGUCUUCAUUCGAUGACACCUUCAACCAAGUGCAGAAAUGGAUAAGUGACAAGGAAAAAGAAUUAUGCGAUUUCAAGUUAUGCUCUACGUUACCUGAAAAGAAAGCGCAACUUCAUGCUAACAAGAUCUUACUUCAAGAAGUUGAAUUACACGAAUCGAUGCUUUCACAAUUAACGGAGAAAAUUAAGUUAAUGCCCGAUGAGGAAGCGGAGAAAAGUCUUUCUAAAACAAUAGAGCGAUAUAAAGAUAUGUCAAAAGAACUUGGUAAAAGAAUAGCUGCUUGUGAAUCCCACGUUUCAGAUCAUGAAAAGUAUGGGCAGAUGUUUGAAGAAACUCGUGAUCGCCUUAAUCAUAUCAUUGCUGAAAAUAGUAUGCUAACUUACAGUGUUGUAACACAAAAGGACGACGUUGACGCCAAAAUCACUGCUAUAGAGAAGGUCACGUCUAAAACACAGAAUGUUAAGAAUAUUCUCGAUGAACUAAAAUCGCAAUUACACACUGUCUUAGAAAAUACAAAUGCGAAUGGACAUCCUGUUCUUAUAAGUGAUUUCGAACAAUUAAAAGCUACUUGGGACCAAUUUACUACGCAGUGUGAAGAACAAGAUAAAAAGUUGAAAGAUAUGUUGAAGCAGUGGAAUGAAAGUCAAAAAACUCUUGAUGAACUUGAAGAGUGGUUAAAAAUUAAGGAAAAUCAACUCAGAGAUCAAAGCCUUAAAAAUAAUCUUGAGGCUAAAAUAGGUCACUUGCGAAAAGUUAAGGAGAUACGAAGCGAGCUAGCUUCAAGAAACGCAGAUUUCGUUGCCCUGACAAGUAACAAACAACCUGUUUCGAGUGAGUCUGAAAUUACAAACAAGACAUCUAAAUUGACGACGCGUUACCAUACCUUAAACAAUCUUGUAAAUGAAAUUAUUUCCAAGUAUGAAGUAUUUGUAUCUGAACACAGUGCUUUUGAGAAAGACUAUAAUGAUAUGGAAAACUGGUUGCUAGGUAUGCUUGGUGAGCUACAAGACCUUAAUGAAAUAGUUGGAGACUAUGCCAUUUUACAAGAGAAACAGAACAAAGCUAAAGAGCUUUAUGAAACUAGGAACAAGAAAACCCCUGCUUUCGAAGAAUUUCUCAGUUUAGGAGAAAAGCUAUAUGCACACACUAGUCCCGAUGGUAGAGAAGUUAUACGUCAAAAGAUUCGAAAAAUUAGAACUUUAUGGGACAGUUUUGGUGAUAGUUUUCAAGAGACCGUCAAUAAACUGGACCAAUGUCUCUUACAAUUUUCUGAUUUUUCUUUAGCUCAAGAGCAACUAACUAAAUGGUUAAAAGAUGUUGAAAGAGCAAUGCAGCGUCAUACCGAGUUAAAAGCUUCUUUAGAAGAAAAGAAAGCGCAGCUACAAAACCACAAGUUAAUGCACCAAGAAAUAAUGACUCACCAACAACUUGUCGAGUCUGUUUGCGAUAAAGCUCAGCAGCUUGUUGAUCAAACACACGAUGCAUCAUUGAAUGUAUAUUUACAAUCAAUAAAGCAAUUAUUUCAGAACAUUGUAACUAAGUCCCAAAACUUACAAGAUAAUUUAGAGGACUGCGUAAAACGCCACGAAGAUUUAGUACGUCUUAUCCAACAGUUUAAAGAAUGGUUGGGUUCACAAUCAGAAAAAAUAUUGGACUGCGAAAAUGCUACUGGUGAAAAACCUGAAAUUAUUAGAAAACUACAGACUGUUGUUUCUUUAAAAGACAUCGAAAAAAUUGGUUCUAGUAAAUUAGACGAAAUCGGAUCUAUAUUUACCUUGGUUAGCAAAAGUACAUCUGAAGCUGGCAAUACAGCCAUUAAAACAGAAAUUGAUAACUUACUUGCUCAACUUCGCAACGCUAUUGACAACAUUGGAUCUUCAGAACAUAAGCUAAAAAGUACUUUAGAUAUUUGGAACAAAUUUGAUUCUUCUAUUGAAGCUAUUACUGAAUGGCUAAAGGACAUGGAAACUAAAUGUCGCGAUCAGGCACUAUGUUCAACAUUACAAGAAAAGGAGGCACAGUUAAAGAGAUACGUUGAUCUUCGUAACGAUAUCCAUGCAAAAGAAAAGGAAAUUGACUCCUUUGUUGAUGAAUCACAUAAUCUUAUACAAAUAAGUGGCGUUGAAAGACUUAAGCCUCUUGUAACACAAGUCAGCAGCCGCUACCAACAGCUGCAUGUUAUUUCGAAAGAAAUUCUUAAUCAUUGGUCCGAAGUGGUUGCUGAUCAUAAGAAAUAUAUUCAGUUGAGAAACGAAUUUGAAACAUGGUUAAAACCCUUAGAAGAACAACUGUCACAGAUGAUAACUAAAGAGGAUAAAUUAAGUAUUGAAAACAAGGGAAACAAAUUGCAAGUAUUUUUACUCGAAAGAGACAAUGGCGAACACAAGAUUGGUAUUCUGACAACAGCGGGUGAUAAAGUGUUGCCUGAGACUGCUGCAAACGGCAGGGAGAACAUUCGUACUGAAAUAAGAGUUUUAAGGGAAAGGUGGGAUCAAUUAAACGAUAGUAUAUUACAGCAGCAGAAAGAAUACGAGUCUCAAACGUUACAGUGGUCUAGCUAUCAAGAGGUGUUACAACAAACUUUGUCCUGGUUAGAUGAAAAAGAAAAAGUUGUUGAAAAUGAAGAAAAAGCUGUCCUAAACUCAGCCCAAGAAAUUAAAUCAAAGCUUCUUAAAAAUAAAACAUUAUUGCAAGAAAUUCUCUCACACAAACGGGUAAUUGAAACAGUUACUGAAAAAGCUAAAAGUGUAGCUUCUACCCUCCUUACAGGUAAAGAAGAAAAUGAUGAAAUGUCAAGCCUAAUUCAAUCUAUUUGGGACAGAUAUAAUGCUUUGACGAAUAGGUUGUCAAGUAUAAUUGAUAAACAUGAAAGUACGUACGAAAUCUAUCAAAAUUUCGCAGAUCAACAAAAAUCGUUGCAAGACUACCAAAAACAUUUGUGGGACCGUCUGCAUUUACUGUCUGAUUUUACUGGAAAUAAAGCUGCUCUUCAGAGCAAGUUAGCAAAAAUUCAAGAACUACUUGACGCUAUACCGACAGGCAGCAAUAAGCUUAAAAUUUUAUCCGAUCUAAUAGAAAAUAACAGUACGGAGUUAUCACCUAGAGGUAAAGAUGGUAUGUCACGUGAAUUAAGUCUCCUCAGGGCUGAUCUUGAAAAGUUUACUACGACUGUUCAUGAUGUCAAGCGUGGCAUUGAAGACAAAAUACAGCAGUGGAUUGAGUUUGAUAGCGCCAAUGACCGCCUACAGCACUGGCUCAGUGAUACAGAAAUGAGCUUAAAAACUUAUACACCUAAAGCCACUUUGGAGGAAAAAAUUGACCAACUUAACAAAUACCAGGCAAUACUGGCUAACCUUAAAAAGACAGAAAACGAUGUAGAUAAACUAACUGAUGAAUUCAGUGAUCUCAUUGAAAAUUGCAAUGAUACCAGAAUUACUAUGAAUCUCCAGCAAAUGACAUCUCGCUUCCAAUCUGUGCAUUCUACUGCCAAAGAACUUGUUAAGAAAUGUCAGCAAGCAGUUAACGAUCAUAAUGCGUAUCAAGAGAAAUAUAACCAGUGUACGGACUGGAUUAAAACAGCACAAUACAAAUUUGAAGAAUGCCAAAAAAAAUUAUCAAAUACUCCUGAAGGAAUAAAUGCUAAACGGGAAAGCUUAAACGAGUUGAUGAGUCAACAGCGCAAUGCAACUCUCCUAAUGAAUAACACAGUUGAACUUGGUGAGAAAUUAUAUCCAUCUACAUCACCAGAAGGAAAAGAAUUGAUAGAACAACAGUUACAGGAUAUUCAACAGGCUAUAGACAACUUGUACGACAGUAUCACUAAGGCUGAAAGAGACUUGGAUUCUGAACUGAGCAAGUGGUCGUCUUUUGAAGAUAAUUUGAAGGCUGUACAAGAAUGGUUGACUAUUGCUGAAAAGAAUCUUCCAAAAGAGAUAGAAUUAAAAGCUACUUUGGAUGAAAAACGUCAUCAACUUAAUGUUUAUAGAAACUAUCUACAAGAUGCUAUUGCCCAUCAACAAAGUAUAAUUGAUUUAGAAACACGGGCUCAGAGUUUACCCGACGUAACGAAAGAUAUUAGAAAAGAGAUAAAUCAACUAAAGCAAAGGCAAGAUGCAAUUCUUGCAAGGGCGAAAUCUUUUGUUGAGCAAUACGAAGCUAUUGUCAACAACCAUCAACAAUAUACUAAAGCUGUUAUGGAUCUGCAGGAAUGGAUAGAGGCAACUCAUAAUACCGCCCAACUUUGGGGUGACGUCAACUUAGAAAGAGUAGCUUUAAGUAGUAACUGCGAGAAGCUAAAAUCAUUACAAGUAAAUUUACCGGAGGAAAAGAACCGCAUCGAUAAAAUACGAUCAUUGGGUGAGAAAGUCUUGCCUGGCACUGUGAGUAGCGGUCAGGCUAAUAUACGAAAUCAAGUUGAUGCUUCCCACCAAGAAUGGGAGGGCUUGGUAUCUUUUAUUAAUAAAACAAUUGAAGGCUUAGAAAACAAAAUUCAGCAAUGGAAUGAAUACGAGAAUAUGAAAGAUCAAUGCUUGGCUUGGAUUAGAAAUACAGAUAAUCAAAUUCAUGCAGUUGACCUUAAGGCAACACUAUCUGAAAAACAAGAACAAUAUAAUAAGUUUCAAGAACUUCAGGGAGAAGUUCGUGCAAAAGAACUUGAAAUCGAUAACAUAACAGAGAAGGCCCAACAUCUAUACACGGGUAUGCUUGGACCUCGUGGUUCACAAAUAUCAGACCUUACUGUAAAAUAUCAAACCUUAUCUCAAAAAGUAAAGGAUUUAACAAAUAGAUGGCAACAUUACGUUAAAACUCAUCAAGAGUUCACAACCAAUGUCGCUGAAUGUUCCCAAUGGAUUGAGGAGUUAAGAGAUAAGUUGGACUUUUGCGCUGAUUUGAGCUCAUGUUCACAAGAUGACUUAGAAACAAAGCUAGUGUUGAUUCAAAAUCUGCUGCUAUCGAAAGAUGAAGGAUUUACCAAAGUACAAUCUUUGGUUGAACUAGCGCAAAACGUAAUGGCUAACACUGCACCGUCUGGCCAUGAAGCUAUUAAUAACUCUUUGGUCACUUUACAAGAACAGUGGUCAGCUUUACUGUCAAGGAUGAUUGAAACUAAGAAUAUGUUGGACGAUUCUGUAACAAAAUGGGCAGGAUUUUUGGAACAAAUACAAUUCGUUGAUAAAAGCAACACUUGGCUGGAAAAUAUGCUUGCAGAGUUAACGCCUUGUGAAAGUUCCAUGUCCGAAAAGAGAGCUCAAUUAGAAAAACUGAAAGAAGUUGAAGAAAAAGCACGCUGUGAUCGACUAGAUGUUGAUACUCUUAAAGCUAAGGCGGCUGAAAUGAUUGCAAGCGGGCAACAAAAUCAGGCUGCUACUAGAGCCCAAGAAGCUCUUAACAAGUUUGACUCACUUUAUGACAAAAUUAAGAAAUUGCUUUCAGACCGCGAAGAGCAAUAUAAAGAUCAUCGUUUAUACAAGGAAGCUCAUGAUGAACUUAUUCAGUGGUUGAGCAGAGCAAGAGAAAAAGUCCCUUCGUUAAAAUCUAAACCUUUGAGCGACAAGUUAGCAAUCGAAAAUGCUGUAGCUCCGUUAGAAACACUUAUUAAUAAACAAGCUCAAGGGGAGUUGUUACUAGAACACUUGCAGCAUACUGGUGAAGUUGUCCUUGCUAGUACUUCACCUGACGGACAAAUAACAAUUAAAAAUGAAAUGAAAGCUCUUAAGGAAAGCUUUGAUGAUCUUUUCAAUGAGAUUAAACAACAAAAGAACCAACUGGAAGAAACAAUCAACCAGUGGCGUGAGUACAAAGAUGAAUACGAGAGGCUUUCAGACUGGUUGCAACAAAAAGAAAUUCUCAUCAAAAAUCACAAAUUAGUAUUGCACGGAACAGCUAAAGAAAAGGGGGCUCAAGUAAAUGAAGUAAAGGAAAUAGUAGAUCAACUAAGUAAAGGUAAAGCUGAUAUUGAUAAAUUCAAUGCUUCCGCUUCCGGCCUUCUGUCUUCACAUUUGGACACUUAUGUAAACAACCAACUUCGUCAUCUUAACUCCAGAUACCAGGUUCUGGUAAACAUGGCGAAUGACGUAUUGAAGAAGGUAGAAACUAAUUACGAACAGCAUCAAAACUAUGACGACAACUAUGUUAAGACAAAGAAAUGGAUUGAUGAUGCUUGGGAAAUUACUCGAAGUGGUAGCGAGGCUGGUAGCAAUAGCAGCAAAGAAGCAUUACAGAAACGUUUAGGACAAAUUGAGGAUCUCCUAAGACGCCGUGAGGAAGGUCAGAAUCUAGUCCACGCUACUGUUAACAGCGGGGAGAAAGUUUUGAGGAACACACGAUCCGACGGCAAAGACAAAAUUAACACUGAAUUAAAGGAGUUGCAAAAUGAAUGGGAUCGUCUUGUUAAGAAAAUGACUACAGCUAAGGUUCAUCUGGAGACUGCUCUGCUACAAUGGGCAGAUUACAGUUCUAGUUACUCUCAAUUACAACAAUGGAUAUCCGACAGGGAGGCGAAAUUACAAGAAGUGUGUGAACAAAAAGUUGCCAAAUCUAAGAAAGGUCAAGAUCGCCUUGCUGGUCUCACUACCGGUCUUAGUCUCGGCGAAAGAAAAGCUACACUUCGUCAAACAAACAAUAUUGUACAAGAUAUCGUUUCGUUUGAGCCCAUGAUACAGUCUGUAACUUCUAAGGCUUCGGAAUUGAUGCAACAGGCGCCUGCGUCUGAAAUUACCAGCAAGUACGAAACAUUGUCAAAGCAGGCUAAAGAUUUAUAUGAAAAACAGAAGGAAACAGUCGAACAACAUCAAGCGUUUAUUGAUGCUGGUACAGAUUUUGUCCAAUGGAUUAGAGCCGCUAAGGAGAGGUUAGGAAAAUGCUCCGACGCGACCGGCGACAAAGAAUCUCUAAGCAGUAAAAUAUCACAGCUUAAAGUGUUAGAAAGUGAACUACCUGAUGGACAAAAGAAGCUGCAGAAAGCUCUUGAACAGGGAGAGAUUUCUUGUGGUCUGGCUGACGAGGACGACAGAGAGGAGAUAGAGGAAGAAGUGGCUCUAUUGCAAGAAGAAUUCGAUACCUACGUGGAACAAUUGAACAAUACUAAAGCAUUAAUCGAAGGAGGUAUCGUGAAGUGGACAGAAUAUGAAGAGCAAUAUAAGGAAGCCUUGGAUUGGUUGUCUAAGACUGAGAAACUCGUGCAAUCUUUUAACAAGUUGCAGAAUAAUCUGGAGCAGAAGAAAGUUGUUCUUGAAGAGUUCCAGGGCCACCUUCAAACCUUAUUCGACUGGCAAGCUGACUUAGACAAACUAAACAUGCGAGCGCAGACACUUCUAGAAACCUGUGCGGACACAAGGAUCUCUAAUGGUAUCACCCAGCUAACUACAAAAUACAACGCCUUGUUGUCUUUGGCUAAGGAGGUCAUGAAGCGACUUGAACUUCAUUACCAGGAACACCAGCAACACAACGCUCUCUACGGAGAAUGCCAAGACUGGCUGGACAGGACUCGUGAGAAGCUCAACCAGUGCGCUGACAUACCGAACAACCUCCAAGAAGUCAACAAUAAACUCAACACGGUGAAGCUUCUCCGCCAGUCUCUGGAACAGGGCCAGAACAAGUUGAGAUACCUUCUGGAACUCAAGGAGAAGGUGACAAUGAACACGGAGCAGGCCGGCGCAGCGAAAAUACAAGAAGACACGGAUAAUUUGAAACAGGAAUUCGAUAAGCUAAUCGCCGACUUGCAGGACGUGCGUAAUAAGUUGACGAGCAGAGCCUCACAGUUUGAUGAUAUUUCUAAGAUUCACAAACUCCUGGUUGAAUGGCUUGAUGACAUAGACCAGAAGAUACAAUCAGAUGACUCACUUCUCAAUGACCUGUCGGAAAAGAAGGCCAAGUUGGAGAAAUUCAGGACCUUCAACAGAGAUAUCGACUCCCACAAAGACCUUGUCAAUAAGCUCAAUGAAAAGCUUCAAGAGGAUGCAUCGUUGAAAUCCAAGGACAUCGAAGACACCUUGAAGAGGUAUGAAGACAUCAAGAAGACUGUCAGUGAGAUGAUUGGUAAAGUGGAAGACUACGUGAAUUCCCACAUACAAUACAAAGAAUCCUAUGACAGCUUCUACGACUGGAUACGCAACUGUAAGAUCGAAAUCCAACAAUGUUCCGACUCUCAUGGGGAGAAGCAAGAAGUGCAGAAGAAACUGAUAAAUGUCAACAAAAUCAUUGAAUCUUUGCCAAAAGGCGAAGCAUUGCUUAAAAAGGCAAUACAGCUGAGUGAAGCUGUGUUAGAAACGACUGGAAAUGAAGGCAAAGACAACAUUAACCAGGAGAUCAAACAGUUGAAGAUAGAGUGGGAGAACUUGCAGCACAUUUGCAAGGACACCAAGAAGUUGUUAGAGAAAUGCCUCUCUGCUUGGUCAGACUUCUUAGAGACGUCGGAGAAGAUGAGCAAGUGGGUCAAAGAUUUCGAUGGAAAGUUAAGUGCAGUCCAAAAGGUUGAUAAGAUCACUCCUGAAUAUCUGGAUAAGUGCCGCGACUUACUUGCUCAGGCGCUUGCAAACAAACACGUUUUAGAAGAACUUAAUGACAGAUGCGAAAACCUUAUGGAACUCAGCGCUUGCGCCUGGGUCCGCGACAAAACUGUAAAUCUACAAACUGAAUAUACAUCCUUAUUAACGAAGAUACAGAGCUUAGUUUCCAAUGGUGAGAAGAAUUUAUCAGAUCAUACUGAAUUUAUCAAAGCCAAGGAAGAAUUGCAGCAAUGGUUGGAGACAGCUCAUGGUACAGUACAAGAUUCAAUAGGAGUUGGUGACAUUGAAACCACCAAGGACAAGCUCGAAACUGUUAAGCUCGUUAGUAACAGAAUGACGGAGGGCCACCAUCUACUAGUCGUCUUACAAGAGGCGUUUAAGAAAGCCCUUAACAACACUCCACCUGAGGAACAGGACAGUUUGCGCAGCGACGUCCAGAUUCUUCAAGAAAGCUGGGAUCAGCUGAAAAUCGAUCUAAACUCUAUAACUGCUCAAUUGAAAGCAGCAAUCGGCAAAUGGGAAGACUUCGAAGAAUCUAAGAACAAACUCAACCAAUGGCUCAACGACACUGAACAGAACCUUGAUAAAGUGCCUGCAACGGGUGGAGAAUUAGGCGAGAUGAAGACAUUGCUCGAAAAGUACAAACACAUUGAAGAUGAAAUCGAUAACAAGAAGCCAGAAAUGGACAGGCUUAAAGACGAGGCUGCCGAGCUUAGCGCAUGGGCAAGGAAACCAGCCGUUAAAGAAUCAGUGACGGACAUCGAAAAGAAACGCAACGCCUUAAGAGCCAAAUGCAGUGCAAAGAAAGCAGAACUAGAGAACGAAAUCAAAGAUUACAAUCAGUACCACCAAUCGUUGCAAGAUACGGAGAAAUGGCUCUUGCAAGUCUCAUUUCAGCUCAUGGCUCACAAUUCGCUUUACAUUGCCAAUAGGGAGCAGACAGAGGAACAGUUGGCUCAACAUGCAGUGUUACUGGAUGAUAUACAGAAGUACCGAUCCACACUAGACGUUUUGGAAGCUAAGGGUCGUGCUCAAAUCGAGCGUUACGAGGGUACCACGCCGUCCAUCCGUGACACUGUCGGCAAACAGCUGAAGAAUGUCAAUGAUAGCCACAAGAGUCUUUUGGCGACUGCGCUACAAAUCGAAAGGCGCCUCAGAGAGGGUCUUGCUAAGUUUAAGGAAUACGAAGAUACUUUGGAGAGUAUAUUGAAUAAUCUAGACGAGUGUGAGCCAGCCAUUACCGAGCUCGACGUUCCGGUCGAUGGACUGUCUCAUGGCCGCGAUUUGUUGGACAGAGCAAGGGCGCUGCAUAACCGGCUGCAGACGGAGAAGGCGCGGCUGUCGGCAGCGGUGGCUGCGUGCUCGGCGGCCGCGGCGUCCGUGUCGCGGCCCGCGUCGCCCGCCGACUCCGCGCCGCUGCCCGUGCCGCCGCGCGAGCUGCUCGUGCGCGCGCGCCUCGAAGACCUCAUCGAUCAGAAACGUUUGAGCGACUUGGGCGCGGCGCCACGAGUUGAUGUGUUGCUUAAGAGCCUCGAAGCGCCCGAAUUCAGCGAGAAACUGACCACUUUCGAGCGUAAGGUACAAAGUCAUCUUGAAACCCUCGGAGAUGCUGUCCAGGGAAUGGAAGACGCCAUGAAACAAGUGCUGGAAAUCCAAGAAUGGAUCAACGUUCACAAAGCUUUAGCCCAUGAUUGGCUCUCAAAUCCAUCGAAACUGCGACCCGAAGCGGCUAAAUAUGAUAUGGCUGCUAUGAAUGAUGCUUUGGCUUCCCUGGCUGAAAAGAGGAAUCGGCUGCUAACUGAAAUUCCUACAGAAGGGCUAGAGGAUGAAAUAAACCUUGAAGAAGAACUGGACAACCUUGAGAGGACAAUACUUCAAGCAAUAGAAAGAGAAAAGUCUAACCAAGGCAUCAUUGACGACUUCCGCCACAAGUGCCAGGAAAUCCACGACUGGUUUGAUUCGGUUUUGAAGAAAAUGUGUCUUGCAGACAAAGGCUCUGGUCUACCAUGCCCUCAAAAACUAAGCGCAUUGAAAGAGCUUUCAGCCGAGUUUGGUCAAGCUGGAAAAGAUAAGGUUGAUAACAUCAAGGCUGUUGGAACGCAGGUGAUCAACAUUGUUAGUAAUUUGGAGUCUCAACAAGUAGAAGAACAAAUGAAGUCGGUCGAAAGAAGAUAUAAUGAUAUUGCGAAACGGAUCCAGCGCAAGCUGCAGAUGCUUGAAAUCACCUACAAAGCUAUCGAUGGAACUAAGAGCGAGGUCAAUGCUCAAAAUGAAUGGUUGCAAAAGGAGAUCGACAAUAUUCUUCACCCAGAGCCACUUGGCUAUGAAAGCAAAUCAGUCAAAGAGAGACAGAAGAAGAUAGCUAAUCUCUUGAAGGAAACUGACGGAAAGAAGACCGUCAUUGACUCUCUGGAAAAGAAAGUAAGCAACAUCCAAGCUGAGCUUGAACCUUCCGAACAAAUGCAAUUAGAGUCAGAAUUGUCAGAACUUUCUUCAAAACAAAAACAACUGGCUUCUCUUAUCAAACAAGAGAUCGAAAGAUUAAGUGGAUGUGCUGAAGUUAGAAAGAAGUUAGAAAACGAUGUUGAAAAGGCCAAGAAUUGGCUCAAAUCUAAAUUAGCUGAAAUUAAGAAACUCGGAGGCCCUGUUCCAUUAGAAGUAGCUAAGGUUGAAAAGGAAAUCGCUGUUCACAAGAAACACCAAAGUGAAUUAUCGGAUUUCAAUACCGAUACACUUUCCGAGGUUAUACGUCAAGGAAAUGCUGUCUCCAAAGAUUGCUCCCCAGAAGAUCGUGCAAAAUUACAAACCCUACUGGAAGGUCUAAAUAAAUCUUACACGUCUGCUAAAGUAGACAUAGAUGACAAACUGACGGCUUUGAAUAAGUUGCUUCAAGGUAGGAAUGAAUUUGAAAACGAUGUUGCAAAAUGCCAGGGCUGGCUGAAUGAAGCUGAAGUCGCGGCUACUCCUGAACUGCGAACAACAAGUCUACAACUCUUGGAAGAACAGUUGGCCAAGUUCGAAAAACUUAGCAAAGAAGCCGAGGAUAUGGAGAAGAAUAUCAUCAAAAUUAAAGACAAAUCAAAGGACAUCAUGGAAACCUUAUCAGACUCCAACAAACUGCAACUCAAAGAACAAGUCAAUGUUCUUUCUGACAAAUUCGCUAGAAUUAACGCUAUUAUAAAUGACAAAAAGAAUAUCUUAAUUAAACACAUUAAAGAAUACAAAGAUGCAGCGGCUAAGAUUGCAGCCGCUCUAGAGUUCCUUAAUGAAAUCCAGAACAAACUUAAAGCUCUAAACAAACCUAUAGGCAGUAAAGUUGAGGAUGUUCAACCCAUCAUUCAAGCUUACGAAUCCAUUCUUGCUGAUCUUAAGAAGAAUAAGUCCAUGUUGAAUGAACUGCAAGGGGGAAACCUACAUGAUCUUCAAGAUAUACUCUCUCAACAGGAUGACCUAAUAAGCACCAUAGAAGAUCAGAUUUCGAAACUGAAACAGCUUCUGCUCCUUCGUGAGCAAUUCUUCACCCUCGUUAAGGAAAUUGAAGAAUUCAUUGCUAAAUAUACAGACGUUACCGCCGAAAUCGAAAGGUCUAACGACUCUUUAGAAGACAAGAUCAAGCGCUAUGACGACAUCAUUGUUAAGAUCCAAGGAUGCGAAGCACUUCUAGCGACUGCUACGGACAAGGGUCAGCAAAUCGCAGCGGAAGGAACUGUCAUCGAUAGAAACAACAUCACUGAGCUUCUGCAGUCCCUGAAGCAACAACUCCUAACCUUGAGAAGAACUGUAGAAUCAAAGAGGCAGGAACAUGAAAGGGCCGCCGCAGAGCACAAGAAACUUGCAGCUGAUCUGGCGGAAAUAUUACAAUGGCUACAUGACAACGAGGCCGCAGUGCACUCACGGCCGCUAUUAAACAGAGACGUCGCUAGCGUCGACAAGAAGCUAAUCGAACACGCCACUCUAGCCAAGAAUGUACAGUCGUAUUUGGACAAAUUCACAAAGAUCUCUGACAUCAUAAAAGCUGAUGAUGGUGUACCUGGUUCUCUUCUCGAAAUGGUAUCGGAGGGUAACUCGCUGAAGACAUCACUACCAGACGAAUUAGCUAACAGAGAAAAACACUUAAAAGACAACAAGAAGUACAGGCAGCAGUAUAUCCAAAUGGUCGAGAAGUUGAACAUUUGGGUGAACGAGGCUGGAAUUAGACUGGACAUGGGUAAAAACGGCACAGAUUUUGAAAACAUCGAGGCAGAUUUGGAAGAACACAAGUCAUUUUUCAAUACCUCCGAACCGGAGAUGAAAGAUUUGGUCGGAAAGAAAAUGCAGGAUAUUGUUGACAAGAUAUGGCCAUCUCUCACUGCCUCUGAACAGGAAGAGUUGUCCAAAGACCAUCAGAAACACAACCAACUUCUGAAGAACACACUGAAUUCGGCCAAGUCACGCCAAGCGCAACUGGAACAAGACUUAGAAAUCUGGAAAGACUUCUGCCAACUGGUGGAGAAGAUCAAGGCCAUUCUGGACAAGAAUGAUAUCCAGGAUGAGACGGUCACAUCGGUGGACGCCUUGCGAAUGUACCUGGAGAAGCUCAACCAUGCCAGAAACGAUUUAGAGAAUCAACAGCCGCUCCUAGACGUGGUCCGGGAGCGGGCUCGCGAGCUGUGCAGCGGCGCUGACGCUGCUAGCGGGGAGAGAGUUGAGCAGAAGACCAGGGAACUCGCUGAUCGUUGGAACGUAGCGUGCGAAGGUUUAGCCAAACGCGCUACCACAGCGGACAGCCAACUCCAACGCUGGACCCAACUUCUAGACACGCAGAGGAGCUUAGCAUCUGCAAUAACAGCUGCAUCAGACCGCCUGCGCCAGUUGGACGCAAAUCCCAGCACCAGGCGUCGUGCGCUCGAUACAAGACAUGCGUUGCAGGAGCUGCAGACAGACGUAUCAGGACUGGAAGAGAGCAGGGACGAUCUGCUCGAGCACGCCGACUUCGUCGUGAACAUCCUCAGACCACACUCCAAGGAGGCCGCAGCAGAGACCGAGAAAUCUGUCAAAGAGACUGCGGAGGCUUAUGAGAA
This is a messenger RNA of Parnassius apollo (apollo), 21602 nucleotides long. Lineage: Eukaryota; Metazoa; Arthropoda; Insecta; Lepidoptera; Papilionidae. The record is from the annotation of a GenBank genome assembly.